AUCGAGCAGAGAGCGGCUGAAGCAGGAGAAGCAGGGCCAACCUGGGCUAACGGCGCUCAACUCAUCUGGACUACCCGGGCUAACUUUAGCUACAUGUGCUGAGGUCGAUCCCGACUGCAACGAUGCCCACGGUUACUUUACCGCCGAAAGAGAACGCCCUCUUCAAGAGGAUUUUGCGAUGUUACGAGCACAAGCAAUACAGAAAUGGGCUCAAGUUCUGCAAACAGAUCCUGUCCAACCCCAAAUUUGCAGAACAUGGAGAGACGCUGGCAAUGAAGGGCUUGACCCUGAACUGUCUGGGGAAGAAAGAGGAGGCCUACGACCUGGUGAGAAGAGGCCUUCGCAACGACCUCAAAAGUCACGUCUGCUGGCAUGUCUACGGUUUACUGCAGCGCUCAGACAAGAAGUACGAUGAGGCCAUCAAGUGUUACCGCAAUGCUUUGAAGUGGGAUAAGGACAACCUGCAGAUCCUUAGAGACCUGUCUCUGCUGCAGAUCCAGAUGAGAGACCUGGAGGGAUACAGGGAGACGAGGUACCAGCUCUUGCAGCUGCGCCCAGCCCAGCGGGCCUCGUGGAUUGGCUACGCCAUCGCCUAUCACCUCCUCGAAGAUUAUGAAAUGGCUGCAAAAAUCAUCGAGGAGUUCAGGAAAACACAGCAGACGUCUCCGGACAAAGUGGACUAUGAAUACAGCGAGCUGCUGUUGUAUCAGAACCAAGUGCUGAGAGAAGCGGGUCUGUACAAGGAGGCCCUCGAUCAUCUGUCCAACUACGAGAAGCAGAUCUGCGACAAACUGGCAGUGGAGGAGACACGAGGAGAGUUGCUGUUAAAGUUGGAGCGUCUCAGCGAAGCAACUGAAGUCUACAGGCGUCUGCAAGAGAGGAACCCGGAGAACUGGUCCUAUUACCACGGGCUGGAGAAAGCCCUAAAACCAAGCAGCGUUGAGGAGAGACUCAAGAUCUAUGAAGAAACCUGGGAGACGUUUCCUAAAGGGCUGGUUCCUCGGAGGCUGCCGCUUAACUUUCUCUCUGGUGAGAAGUUUAGGGAGUGCCUGGAUAGAUACCUGAGGAUGAACUUCAGUAAAGGCUGCCCGCCUGUCUUCACCACGCUCAAAUCUCUGUACAGUGACAAAGAAAAGGUGGCAAUUAUAGAGGAACUCGUGGUCAGCUAUGACACAUCGUUGAAAAGCUGCCGAAUGUUCAGCCAGAAUGAUGAUGGAAAGGAGGAACCUCCAACCACAUUACUCUGGGUGCAGUACUUCCUUGCUCAGCACUACGACAUGAUUGGCCAGCAGACACUGGCUCUAGAACACAUCAACACAGCCAUCGAGAGCACACCCACACUCAUCGAACUCUUCCUUAUCAAAGCAAAGAUUUACAAGCAUGCUGGGAACAUCAGAGAGGCUGCUCAGUGGAUGGACGAGGCUCAGGCUCUGGACACCGCUGACAGAUUCAUCAACUCCAAGUGUGCCAAGUACAUGCUGAAGGCUGGAAUGAUCAAAGAGGCAGAGGAGAUGUGCUCCAAGUUCACACGGGAGGGAGCGUCAGCGGUGGAGAACCUGAACGAGAUGCAGUGCAUGUGGUUCCAGACUGAAUGUGCGCUCGCCUACAAAGCCAUGAAUAAGUUCGGAGAAGCCUUGAAGAAGUGUCACGAGAUUGAGAGGCAUUUUGUGGAGAUCACGGAUGACCAGUUCGACUUUCACACCUACUGCAUGAGGAAGAUGACGCUACGCUCCUAUGUGGACCUCCUGAAGCUGGAGGAUGUUCUCCGGAUGCAUCCUUUCUACUACAAGGCUGCCACCACAGCUAUCCAGAUUUACCUGAGCCUCCAUGACAAUCCCCUGACUGAUGACAGCAAAGAGCUGCAGGCGGACACUGCCAACUUGUCAGACAAAGAGCUCAAGAAACUGAGGAACAAACAGCGAAGAGCCCAGAAGAAGGCCCAGUUGGAGGAAGAGAAGAAGAACGCAGAGAAGGAGAAGCAGCUAAAGAACCAGAAAAAGAAGAAGGAGGAUGAUGAUGAGGAAAUCGGAGGACCCAAAGAGGAGCUCAUUCCUGAGAAACUGGUCAAGGUCGAAAGUCCUCUGGAGGAAGCUGUGAAGUUCCUAACGCCUCUGAAGCACCUGGUUAAAGACAAAAUCGAGACGCACCUGUUGGCCUUUGAGAUUUACUUCAGGAAAGAAAAAUACCUGUUGAUGCUCCAGUCAGUGAAGAGAGCCCUGGCCAUUGAUCCGGACCACCCAUGGCUUCACCAGUGUCUGGUGCGCUUCUUCAAGGGAGUUUCGGAGAGCAAGGAGCUGCCGGAGGUUGUCAGGACGGUCCUGAAGCAGGAGAUUACACGGCUGUUCGGAGACAGCAACGCUAAGAGCUUCAACCAGGCCUACCUCGCCAAGCACUCCAACUCCACACCACACCGCCUGGCUGCUGCUAAGAUGAUGGUGUAUCUGGACUCAUCAACGGAAACAAAAGCAGCAGAACUGGCCGCAUCACUGGAAGAGUCGCUGAACAACAGAACUAUACAAAUCUGCACAGAAGUCCUGGAUUGUCUUCGGAGCGGCUCGCUGGGAGACUGUAAAGACCACGCGGAGUCGUACCGUGCUGAGUGUCACAAGCUUUACCCGUACACGUUAGCUUUCAUGCCCCCCGGCUACGAGGAAAACACCAAGAUCGCGAAUGGAGAUGUUUCCACAGAAACGGAGGAGCUGGCUAACGAGAUGUGAGCGCUGCAAAAGAGCAGCGAAUAAGAAAAGGAAUUGGGCCGAACUAAGAGCCUUGUGGUACGCCGGGCAGCCAUUUUACUUUGUUUUUAUUUUUAUUUUGUUCUUUUUUUAUUUAGAGCCGGACGCAGGAAGCAAGAAGGGGUGUUUGGUCCUCUGGCUCAGCUUAAUCUGGUCUGACCUGGCAUGGUUUGGUUUGGCUCUCUCCCGUGUGGGUGAACUUCAGGACUGUGUGCGUGUUGAGUGCGUAUGUAUUGUCAGUUAGGAGGGGGAAAAAGAGGAAGAUGAUGAAACAAACAUUUUACUUUUUUAACAGUCUGCAACCAAGUUGAACUUGAAAAUCAGUAGUCAUUGCGAAACAGAUGGGCGAAACUGUGACACAAAGACACAGAUUGCUGGUUUUGACUAUGAUGUUGAAUUACAGCCGCUUGAGUUGGACUCGAACAAACACCUACAGCAUACUGUGUUCCCUUAUUUUAAAAAGGAUAUCUAAUUUAUAUGGAAACAGGACACAGCUGUCACUCUGAUGUGGGACUGAGCGGAUCUGAUCUCCGGUCUGUAACAAGCUGAAUAAGAGUCAUUCACUGCGAACAUCCAGCUGCUACAGGCGUAUCUGUAUCUGCUGUAAAACUCACGUCAGUAUCUGUGGAGAGUGGGAGAAAGGCCAGAUUCCCGCGGAGCCACGUGUGGACAGUUUUCCAUCAGAUUGUGCUUCCUUCACCGCUCCAAGUUCAGUUAGGGAACAUGUAACCCUAUCUGUUCUUUUGGAGCACCUUGUAGCACAAAAUAAAAACUGUAAAGUUUGUGUUGCGCUCCAUUUCUAGUACACUGCUACUCUGUUGGGGGAUUUUUCUACAUGGUUAUGACUGAGACGGGCAGACCCAAGCAAUACCAUAGCCACCUCCCUGUUCAUACCAAGGGUCAGUGUAACUCUGAAGGCUAAUCAGGAUUUGAUACAGUUGUGGUUACACUCUUCCUGCAGGCAGAGGCCCGUGUGUAUUAGUUGUCGUUACAGUUAGAAAUGGUUUUAUCUGCAUGUCAGUGCUCUGUUGAAAUGAAAAUUAGCAUUUUAACAUGUCCCUCAGAGGGAACGGUCAGAAAUCAGCAUCGAAGCCUGUUGCAAAGCUGUCAGAAGUGACAUGCCACAGAGCGAGGGAAAAAUGUGAACAUCACAACACAGUUUUACCUCUUCCACUCAGUUUCAUGAACUUCUUUUCUUCCCCUUUUUCCUCUCAUUUGGGUUCUAAUGUGAAAGGUGAAAUCUGAGGUGGUGAUGUAUGAUAUCUCUGGAUUUUUGUAUUAAAAACAAAAGGAAAAAAUACUGA
This is a messenger RNA of Girardinichthys multiradiatus, 4039 nucleotides long. RefSeq names its product N-alpha-acetyltransferase 15, NatA auxiliary subunit b (gene naa15b). Gene Ontology annotation, biological process: N-terminal peptidyl-methionine acetylation. Gene Ontology annotation, cellular component: cytoplasm; NatA complex. The coding region runs from base 123 to 2717 and encodes 864 amino acids. The record is from RefSeq and is a predicted model, not a curated record. The transcript is spliced from 20 exons. NCBI's taxonomy places the organism in Eukaryota, Metazoa, Chordata, Actinopteri, Cyprinodontiformes, Goodeidae. Gene Ontology annotation, molecular function: protein-N-terminal amino-acid acetyltransferase activity; protein binding.